Messenger RNA from Cephus cinctus (wheat stem sawfly), 1897 nucleotides. RefSeq lists its product as uncharacterized. The record is from RefSeq and is a predicted model, not a curated record. The transcript is spliced from 3 exons. NCBI's taxonomy places the organism in Eukaryota, Metazoa, Arthropoda, Insecta, Hymenoptera, Cephidae. The coding region runs from base 179 to 523 and encodes 114 amino acids.
GACCUACCUCAAACAACAUCAAUGAGGGUUGAAUCAUUGCAACACGCAUGCUCCUAUCACCCGCUUCAGAGUUUCCGUUCAGAAUCUCAUCACGUAGCAACCAUGCUUUUGAUGUGCUGAUUAUUUCGUGGCCUAUACCCCAGCCAAGGCGUUACAACAAACACUAUUGAAACGUACGAUGCAUUACAACACGACCAAUGUGAUGGGCGAUAAUAUUAAAACUAAAUUGUGUCUGCUGCUGCUUUUAGCAAUAUGCACCAGAGUCUAUUCAGCAAAUGCUAGGCACAUUAUUACCAAGAGAAAUUACAGCGAUCAAAGUGUACGCGGAUAUCUUGCAGAGAGGACCUGUUGGUGGAACGAGGUGUGCAAGGAAGAAUUUCACAGUAAAUUUCGUUGUCGAUGUCCAAGAUGGUCUUAUUGUCGUGCGCCAGGAAGAUAUUAUGAUGCUCAUUGCAGCAUGACCAGAACUGGUUACAUAUGGACACAACCGGAAACAUCUCUUACAUUAGAAAUUGAUAAAUAAUGCUUGAGGGAACACCAUAUGCUUGUCGGUACAUCAUCUCUGUAAUAUUUCAAGAAUAAUAUUACACGUUGAAAUGUAAAAAUGGUAGGGAAAACAAAUGGGAACCAAACUAUAACCACUGUUAAUCAAAAUUAUAAGAAUAGCAUUAAGGUAGAUUAUUGGCUGUGAUUAGCCGAAAUACCGCUGAGGAAGCAAAUACAUUUGAUUGGUCAUUUAAUCGUUAAUCCUGCAACAGCUGUGAAAUUUCACCAAUCAAAUGUGUUUGCUGCCUCAGCCAUGUUUCUGCUGAGCAUAGCCAGUGACAAUUGCAUCGCACGAUGCAAGCUUAAAGUUUUUGAUCAGCUUCUUAGAAUGAUUCAACACCUAACCGUUAUUCGUUUCUUAAAAAGGAAAUGAAAUUGUUUCUCUUAGUCGAGCGAAUGUAGAAUAAAAAGUUUUUAAUGAAUUACUUAUACACAGCACAACUUUUAACAUUCUCUUGACUCUAUUCCAAGUUUCAAAUGAUCAUAAUUCGAUGAAUUCGCAAUUGCUUAUUUAAAUCGUUAAUUUACGAUUAUAUCAACAUAAUAUGAAAGCUGCCAUACUUCGUAUGUUUUAAUACAAUUCAUUACCGUUAUAAUGGCACAGGUUGCAGAGUUAUGAUAUAAUGUUUUUAUCAGGAUUUGUAUUUACCGUAUUUCCUGGUUAAUGCACCUUUAACGACUCCAUUAAUGAAAAACUGAUGAUGAUCUCAUAAGGUACUGAACGUAUAAUCCGUUAUGUAUUUACAAGAUUAAUACACAGGAAUCGUAAUAAUCAUACUGUACACAUACACAAUUAUGUAAAAAUUGAGAAAUUAUCGAAUUUUCGAACAUCGAAAGUGCUAUUGCAUUAAUAUCUGAAAUUAGGCACGUUUUACUCAUAUAUCUCUUUUAUAUUUUUUGAUUUGUAUCUUUUCUAAUAUAAUGAUUAUACUGUUGCUGCUUAUCGAUUGGCAGUACGUUCGUCUUAUGGCGGUUCGAAUUAACGAAUAUUUACAAUCCUUUAGCGCUACGUUUCACGGGGUUAGACUCAAUAUAAAUAUUUUCGCUGUACUCCCAGCUGGAAUCAAAAGACGUAGUAUUAUAAUAUGUAUAACGAUAUGUGAUGCAACGACUAUCAGUAAGGAAUAAUUUUUUUAAUUAGGGGUCGAUUAGAAAAUUUAAGCCUUCGUAGACCAAGAGAAGUUUGCGCUCUAAAUUGUAGCAUUAAUAAGUCACUUGUUAACGAUAUGAAUGUUGACAAGUGAGAAUGAACAUUUUUGUGACAAUAUUCUAUAUUAUACCAUAAGGCUAUAACUAACGUGCAUUGUUAUUUAUUGUUGUAGCAUAUUGCAUAUACAAAAAUAAAGAUCGA